AAUACUUCCUGUUUCACAAAAUAAUUCAAGUAUAACUCUUCGACAUAUGACAUAUGCGUCUUAAACGCGCACUCUUUAAUUACCAGUAGUAAAGUUGUACACGUUAUUGUAACUGAGUGCUAUUUUCAAAACAACCAUUGAAAUUUUGAAAACAAAUACGGCAAUGGAGUUCUCUAUAAGACAUUUGUGUUUAUUGACUCUUUUUCAAGUAAUUUGCGUCAAAGUUGACAACAGUAAAGUUUCUGAUACUCACUCAAGGAGACUUGACUACAUUUCUUCAACACUGGCUAGAAUUGCAAGGAAACAAAAAACGGUAGAAACACGUCUUAAUGACAUAACUGAUGACACAAAUAAGUUUUGUCCCAAAGAAGACAACCGGGGAAAAACUCUUACAGAUUUAAUUAAUAGUGAAAUUAAGGAAGAAACUGACAGUAGUCAGAAGACAAUUGCACCAGGAAAAGAAUAUCUAUAUCUACAAAAUCUCUAGGACUAUAUAGAUGGUAAGAUUCUUGCUUCACAAACAAUGUCUUGUGAACUUGAAAGCAGAAUAGAUUCAAUAGAGGAAUAUAUAGCUGAAUGAAAGGCAUCAUUUAGUGACAAAAUACAAUCAGUGUUGACGAAAAUAGCUGCGAUGGAAGCAACGGUAGAUUUUCUCGAAGGCAAAAUUAAGAGAAUGAAUGAUAAUACUGCCGUGGCAGUAACAACAUCAGACGCUGUCGAAUUCAAAAUGAAAUCAAUACUGAAGAAUAUGGAUGAAGCAGCUAUGGCUACUGAUGACCUGAAAACCAGAGUAACCCAUAUGGAAGGUAGGCAUGUCAGCUUCUCUGUGCAGUACAGACGGAAUGGUAACACUGAAAGUCUUAAGAAAGAAACUACCCUAAAAUUCAACCACGUGUAUUUCAAUGGUGGUUCAGGAUACGAUACAACCACGGGAAUUUUCACCGUGCCGGUAUCUGGUGUCUACUAUUUCAUCUUCUUCAUCGAGGGGUUGCAGAAGAAAGACGAUUGUGUGUUAGCAGAUGUUCAUUUGUACGUUGACAGUUGGGUUGUAACAGUGGUCUACACUGGCCAACACCAAAACUGUAAACUUAUGCAAGCUAGUAACGCAUAUAUCAAUAACUUAAGUAAAGGCCAAGAGGUGAGACUGAUGACAGGAACCAGUUGUGACGAGUACACCAUCGUAUCCUACAGUACAUCAUUCAGCGGUUUUCUGCUUGAUUGAUAUUAGCUUUAUAUAUAUUUUAUACAUUACGAACUUUUAGUAACAUCGGCCUAACGGAAAAUUGAUAGAUUUGUCUAAAACUUAAAUGGAAAAUGGCCUAUUUGGAAAUUCAAAAACUGGUACCCCACAAAUUGAAGUUUUUCUUUUCUGGAUCUUAUUGAUAUAUUUUUUUUUCAAAUAUUUUAAUGUUUCUUUGGUCCUUUUUGUCUUUAAAUAGACCCAGCUCAGUUCAUAUAGACUCUGUAGGAAGCGGGACAAAAAAUUGACCUCUUCAAAUAUAACAGUUAAAAUAUUUUUUCCGUAAAUAAUAAAAAACGGUUCCCCCCAAAAAAGUAGAUAAAUUAUUCAUUUUUCAUUAUUUGUUUUAAAGAUAAUAAUGCUUUGCUUGGUCCUUUUUGCAUUUUACUGAGUAUAGUGAUGAUUUCUUCCAAAACUCUGGCUAUUUCCGCGGUUACUCGUAAAUACUCGGACUCUGUUACGGAAAAUAUUGUCGUCUGCUAGCAUCUGGUUUGCAUGGACUUUAUCGAUACAAAUUGUUAUAUCUCAAAGUCUAUGGAUUGUAGGAAAUUUCACAUUUACAAAAAAUGAGAUUGCAAUUAGACCAAUUAAAAUAAUUUUGCGUAAAAGCGUAAAAUUUUAAUGGUUUCAACACGGAUUGGUACAUAUAACUCCAUAUAUACACAGAAUAUACAUAUAUCUUGACGAUAAAAAUGGACAUAUGACUGCUUUAAUUUAUCAACACCGAGAAAAAUAUUGAGAGGAGGUUCGGAAAAAAGAAACAGAAUUAAUUGUUCUUCAAGGCUAUGUGCUUUAUGGAAGAUCAAAUUUGUUUUUGUUUAACUUAAAUGUAUCUUGAAGUAAAAAUGUAAUAGUCCUUGUCCCUUUGUCUGUUUAUUUCGUCUUUAUACCUGGUUUGACUAUAUUUUUUAAUUGUUCGUUUGUAAAAUACGUUAUCUAUUUAUCUAUUAUUCAUUUUAGUCCCAUGAUUGCACACAAUUAUAAUGUUCCUUUUUUAAACAAAAUAUAAUAAUUUAAUCGUAUCAAAUGUUUAGUCACUCUUUAAAUUUCAUUGUGUAUUGCCGUGGGGUAAGCAGUAUCCGGCCAGUGUUGUUUCAAGCUGGGUCAUUAAAGGUUAUUUUACCCAAAGUGCUAUAAAAAUAAAUAGAUCGGCAACUAGAAAGGCAUAUAGAGCAAAUCUCGCUAACAUUCCGUGACAACUGAAUGAGAUCUCGUUUGUUUGUUUUUACUAAGAUAACGCCGAUUCACGCUCUGACACGAGAUCACGCGAGAUUACAGCCAGUUGCCAAUCUGUGUGUAUUUUAUACUUCUUUGUUUUACCCCGCUUAUUACCAAUGAUAAGUGUUUUAUGAUUUUAUGGUUAUUGCAUUGUAAUAUAUUUCACAUUCAUCGUUCUUUAUAUCGUUCUUUUUCUUUCUCUUGGGGAUUUAGUUUGUAUUAUUUUUACACUUAUUACAUUAAUACUAUACCAGUAGGAAGAAUCAAUAAAAACUAUUACCGAGCUUUAGAAUUAACAGUGAUAAAUUAUUAUCAUGGACUUGGCUAUCUAUAAAUUUAGAUUAUACUAUGCCAAAACAUAGCUAUAGAUAGAUUAAACUGGACCACAGGGAAUUUAACAUUUUUCUAACAAGUUAAAAUCUUAAUAUGUCUAGUUUUAGUAUUAUGUACAAAUUAGCUCAGAGGUAAAGCAUACUGACCAUGUUAAGCAGAUCUUUCGACGUGUGAGGGUUUCGAAACUCAGCAUCGACAUUUAAUUUAAUUUUCAGUUUUGCAUAAAAAAUAGAUUCCUUCAUGUGAUCUGUGAAAAUACGUCAGAGAAAUAUUUAAAGCCGAUAUGGCAGAUGGGAAAGGUUUAGCAUCAAAUCAAAGAUGAUAUUUAUUAAAUGCUUGCACUUAAGCGAAUAAUGAACAUAAUAUUAUGUUAUAUAAAUACAAACCAUCAAAGAAAGAAACGAAAAUAUUGGAACCAAAAUGAAAGCGAAGAAAACAAACAAAAAAAAUCUGAAAAAAAUCGCAUGAGGAUUCAAACUCGCAAAACGAUUUGCUAAUAUUCAAUUGUCAUCUGCAUUUUACCUGACUGAGCUAUGUUGCAAUAUACUAACUGGAUAUUUAAAGUGAAACAAAUACCAAUAUCUACUUGUCAAGUAAUGUGCAAGCGUUAUGAAUUGUUGUCUCAUCAGUUAUCGUAAAAAGAGCUCGUCCUUGCGUUUAGACGGGAAUCACGUUAUCAUUGGGAAUUAGUAUCAUUAAAAGUUAAUAAAGUUGUUCAGUGAAUAUUUACCGAGUGAAUAGCGAAUACUAGGUCUCAAAGCCAUUACAUUUCUCCGUCAUGACUCGUGUUUUGUGUAAAACAUUAUUUCAGUGGUACUGUAUAAUAUUGUAAUUCCUGUUUUUAAUGUUUAUUUACAGGCACUGUUUCUUGUGCGUAAACAUUUCUUUUGUUUACAUAGAUAUAUGUUCAGGAUUACGGUUCAUGUUUUACUAACAAGUGUUAAAUUGUGCCGACUAUAUAGACAGUCCGCUUUGUGUAGGCUAAGGAAUUAACUUAUUUUUAUUAUAGCGUUGAUAAAUCUAAGCUAUCAUAAUCUAUUUUAGUAUUCAGUAAUUGUAGUAUUCUAACUUAAAGCAAAAAAUUAUAAAUUAGAUGCGUAAUAUGUAACGACUUUCUUAAUAUUUUAGUUAACAUGUUCAUAUUCUUAAAAGUUAUUUUUAUUUGACAAUAAAUCAUUUAUUUA
This is a messenger RNA of Mercenaria mercenaria, 3975 nucleotides long. RefSeq names its product collagen alpha-2(VIII) chain-like. The record is from RefSeq and is a predicted model, not a curated record. Bases 632 to 1222 code for a protein of 196 amino acids. Gene Ontology annotation, molecular function: protein binding. NCBI's taxonomy places the organism in Eukaryota, Metazoa, Mollusca, Bivalvia, Venerida, Veneridae. The transcript is spliced from 2 exons.